Aspergillus ibericus CBS 121593 is the source of this 2559-nucleotide messenger RNA. Its product is annotated as DUF171-domain-containing protein. The transcript is spliced from 7 exons. Gene Ontology annotation, biological process: deoxyribonucleotide catabolic process. Lineage: Eukaryota; Fungi; Ascomycota; Eurotiomycetes; Eurotiales; Aspergillaceae. Gene Ontology annotation, cellular component: cytoplasm. Bases 1 to 2559 code for a protein of 852 amino acids. Gene Ontology annotation, molecular function: deoxyribose-phosphate aldolase activity. The record is from RefSeq and is a predicted model, not a curated record.
AUGCCAUCGGAGCCCAAGACCUAUGUGUCCGGGGGACGCGUUCUCUCCAGUCCCCCCGUCACGGUCCGAGUAACUCGCUUCGUUGAGAGUAUCUAUAUCUUCAUCGGAUUGUAUCUUGUUAGCUUGUUCUCGUUGGACCCCUACACAGCCGCCCAGAACUCACGAUUCAACAUCACUCGGUCAGGAAAGACCCCCAAUACCAGUGCUCGCUGGGGAGGUGGUGGCGGAUCCUGGGGCCCUGGAGGAGGAGGCGGCGGAGGUGGACCGGGAGGACCUGGAAGGAGAAUCGGCCGGGUGGAUGAUGUUCGAGGCCCCGAAGGAAUCCAUUGCAGAUUUAGUACUCUUAACGUUCAUACAGCCCCAAAUUCUCGACAGUUGGCCCGACUGUCACUCAUCUAUCACACAAUGUCCACGCCGGAAACCGACGCCGAAUGGGCAGCGCUGAUCUCCAGCAUCCAGCAAUCUCUGCCCACUACCUUCCCCUCAUAUGACAUCUCAUCAGAAAUCAACCGCACAAUCGACCACACCCAGUUAGCUUUGACUGCAACAGAGCAACAAAUCGAUGACCUAUGCCAGGAAGCCAUCCAGCACCAGUUCGCAACCGUCUGCGUCCGGCUAAACCAUGUGUCUCGUGCCGUUCAGAACCUGCAAGGACACCCCGCUGUCGGCAUAGCCUGCGUGGUAGGCUUCCACGAGGGAACCUACACGACGACCGAGAAGACAACCGAAGCUCAAGAGGCAGUGAAGCUGGGCGCAACUGAGCUCGACAUGGUCCUCAACUAUCCCCUUCUCCAGGAGGGGAAGUACGUCGAUGUCUACAUGGAUGUGCUGGAAGUGCGCAACGCAGCCCCUGCGCCAGUCGGUCUGAAGGUCAUUCUGGAGACGUCGCAGUUGACGCGCGAGCAGAUUGUGGCUGGCUCUGUGCUGGCGUGUAUGGCUGGGGCGGAUUAUAUCAAGACUAGUACCGGGUUCAAUGGGCCUGGUGCAAGCGUGGAGAACGUUGCUCUUAUGCGAGCGACGGCGAACCUGGUCGGGAAGGGAACGAAGGUUAAGGCUAGUGGUGGAGUACGAUCUAGGGAGGAUUGUCGGAAGAUGUUGGAGGUUGGGGCAGAGCGAAUUGGGAGCAGCUCGGGGGUGAAGAUCAUGCGGGAAGGAGAAAUCUUUUGUUCGUCAAUUGAACAAGCGUUCGUUCCUGAAAGUUUCUUCGUCCUCUACUUCCUCGCUCUUUCCUUCUCUCUCUCUCGCCUUCCCUCCUCCCCUUCCUCCCGCCGCCCCGUGAUGCGCCGUCCCAACUAUAAGAAACGGAAGACCACCCCCGAAGACAGUGCACCGCGCCACAAUGGCACAACCGACGCCCUGUUUACUGAAAAGCCUUCCGCCAUAUUCACCCCCAAAGGGGGCCGAUCUCAUACCCUCAGCGUUGCUAUUCCUGGUAGCAUUAUAGCCAACGCUCAUUCCAUUGAACAAAAGACUCUUCUGGUCGGUAUAAUCGCACGAGCCCUUGCAGUGUUCUGUGUCGAUGAAGUCAUAGUAUUCGAUGACGAGAACGGUACCUCAUACUUCUACGACCAUGAAGAAUACGAUAGCUCGCCUGCUGCUAGAACCAGCGAGCAGCUUGACGGCAACGCGUCCUCUCCGAAAAGCUGUACCGCCUAUUCGGACCCUUCACACUUCCUGACUCACGUCCUGUCGUAUCUUGAGACUCCACCUUACCUACGCAAACACCUCUUUCCGAUCCACCCCAAUCUUCGCACAGCCGGAUUGCUACCCAGUUUGGACAUGCCCCAUCACCUGCGUGCUAAUGAAUGGUGCGACUUUCGCGAAGGCAUCGUCACUUCUAGCCCUGAUCGAUACGCAGAUCGAAGCAGACAAUCGGCCAGGAACGCCACUCAGAUGAGCAAAGAUUAUCACUCCCCCCGUCAUAAUAGCCCCACUAACAGUGCACAUGCCACGAUCGUGGAUACUGGUCUCUCUCACACAACAACCCUCCCAAACAUCCACCUCCCAGAACAUGCCCGAGUCACGGUUCGCUUCCCCCAGCACGGGUCCGCGUAUGCAGAAGCCGUACAUCCAUCCACCCCUCGUGCAGAGGCAGGGUAUUACUGGGGCUACUAUGUACGGCGAUGUCGAUCUCUCUCCACCGUCUUUACGGAAUGCCCCUUUGACGGCGGCUACGACUUAUCCUUUGGCACAUCCGAACGCGGAGUGCCCGUCUCCACCGUGCUGGAGGAACAGCCUCAAGUUUACGACCAGUACACCGCGCACCACCGCCCCCAUGGCCACGGUCAACCACCAGCAGACUUCCAACAUAUUCUCAUUGUCUUCGGUGGUGUUGCUGGAAUUGAAGCUGCCGUCCGGAACGACUUUCAACUCCGCGAUAUGGGGAUUCGCCCAUCAGAUGCCGGGAAGCUCUUCGACUACUGGGUCAACUUCCUGCCCGGUCAAGGCAGCCGAACCAUUCGUACAGAGGAGGCCAUCUGGAUGGGUUUGAUGAGUCUCCACGGUUUGACAGAGGGGACCCACCGUCUGAGGAAUACAUUCCGACACCAUCAUGAUUGA